This is a messenger RNA of Anoplophora glabripennis (Asian longhorned beetle), 1402 nucleotides long. RefSeq names its product glycine-rich cell wall structural protein-like. The record is from RefSeq and is a predicted model, not a curated record. The transcript has 2 exons. NCBI's taxonomy places the organism in Eukaryota, Metazoa, Arthropoda, Insecta, Coleoptera, Cerambycidae. Bases 21 to 989 code for a protein of 322 amino acids.
GUAUUCUAUAUUUCUUUAACAUGAAGUUUCUGGUUUGCACCUUGCUGCUAACAUCAGCAGUAUUUGCUGAAGAUGCCGCCAAGAAAAAACGUGGCCUUCUCCUGGGAGGUGGAGACAUAGGAGGAUAUGGCGGUGGUGACCUGGGCGGCCAUGGCGGAGGCUUUGGAGGAGGAAUCGGCGGUGGAAUUGGCGGCGGCGGAUUUGGCGGCGGUCAUGGCGGAGACCUAGGCGGUAUUGGAGGCGACAUCGGAGGCGGAUUCGGCGGCGGCCAUGGAGGCGGUUUCGGCGGAGGCCUAGGAGGCGGUAUUGGAGGCGGAAUUGGGGGUGGUUUCGGAGGUGGUAUCGGAGGUGGCUUCGGAGGUGGUGGAGCCGUAAGCGAGGGACAUGUGAGCCACAUUACCCUCCAUAAACAAAUCCCCGUGCCAGUACCUCACCCCGUCCCAGUGCCAGUCGAGAAGAGAGUACCAUACCCCGUAAAAGUACCAGUCGCCUAUAAAGUCGACAAACCCUACCCCGUACAUGUGCCCAAGCCAUACCCAGUCCCAGUAGACAAGCCAUACCCAGUUAAAGUUGUGAAGAACAUCCCCGUACCAGUCAAAGUACCAUACAAGGUUCCAGUACCAGUCAAGGUACCAGUACACAUCCCCAAACCAUACCCAGUACCAGUUCACAAGCCAGUUCCCGUACAUGUUCCUGACAUUAACAUCGUCAAGAAGAAGGUCCCAGUCAUCAUCCACACCGGACAUGAUGAAGGUGGUUUAGGAGGUGGUUUGGGAGGCGGAUUCGGAGGCGGAUUAGGAGGUGGUUACGGAGGCGGUUUAGGAGGUGGUCUCGGAGGAGGUCAUGGUAUCGGAGGCGGUUUCGACGGAGGCUUAGGAGGUCACGGAAUUGGAGGCGGCAUCGGAGGUGGAUUUGGAGGCAGUAUUGGAGGUGGACACGGAUUCAGCUCUGGAAGCUUUUCUUCCGGCGGUAGCUACGGACAUCAUUAAAUUGUGAUAAUUUUGUAUGUUUUGUACACGUUAGAUAGUAGCUUUAAAAAGUAUCGGUACUAUCUAAUGUGAACAAAAUUUAGGAAAUUUUUGUAAAUAGUACUGAUCAUUUCCCAUUUCCGCACGCCGCAGUCCAUCUCAUCAAAUUAUUUAAUUAUAAAAUAGCUUUAUUUGUUAUAAAGAUUGUUUUAUACUUAAGCAAAUCAGAAACGGAAUGUUGUGCAACUGUAAAACUGUUUUGGUAGCAUGUUUGUUUGCAGCUGUGGCUUUCUUUAAAAAACUGUGAUAGUUUGUUUUAUUUGGCUGACAGGCAGAUUAUGAUUUCCAAUGCGGUUGCUCCAUCAUUUCUUCUAUCAUUUUCAUGUUUUCAUCAUAUUCCUUCAGUAUGAUAAUAAAUAUUUUUUCUACUUUAA